Messenger RNA from Musa acuminata AAA Group (dessert banana), 1233 nucleotides. Its product is annotated as adhesin AWP1-like. NCBI's taxonomy places the organism in Eukaryota, Viridiplantae, Streptophyta, Magnoliopsida, Zingiberales, Musaceae. The record is from RefSeq and is a predicted model, not a curated record. Bases 1 to 1233 code for a protein of 410 amino acids. The transcript has a single exon.
AUGGCGCCCAAGAAGAAGGGCCGCGGCCGCAGCUCCAAGUCCAAGAAUGUGCCCGGCUCCUCCAGCACGGCCGUCCCAUCUGACGACGCCAGUGAAGCCGCCACCAUUCGUCCUUCCUCUACUGCUCCCUCAGGCCAUUCACCACCGACCCAAGAAACCCCGCUCUUACCUCCCGCCUCUCAAGAACCGCCCUCUUCCGCCAUCCCUCCACCAUCCCUCUCCUCCCGCCUCCUCCCUCUCCCGGCAGAAGUAGAGCCCACGACUGCGGGUGAAGUCUCGACAUCUCAUCCUUCUCUGCGCCCCGAUCCCUCCACUGCUCUACCACCGAGUACCUCCCCUCCUGCCUCUCAAGAUCCGUGCUCUUACGCCAUCCCGCCACCAUUGCCCUCCUCUCGCCUGCUCCCUCCUGCGGAUGACUCAUCGCUCAGAUCUUCAGGUGAAGCCUCCACCUCGGCUCCUCGUCGACCGAGCUCCGCUCCCUCAACCCGUCAACGACCGACCCAAGGAACCUCAUCCUCACGUCUCACCUCUCGAAGACCGUCUUCCUCCGCCGCCAACCUUGGGAGACCGCCUCUGCCGCUUCCGCCGCCUCCUCGGACUACCUUACCACGCGUCACGGAUCAAGAACGAGAUAUCUUUGCGCUUAUUUGUUACACGGCUGAGGACCUAUUCGCUGCAAGGUGCCAUCUGAACGCGGCGAACGUUCCGGCCGCAGAUAGCUCGACGUCGCUGCAGAGCGGCCUGGCCCAUGUAGCUAACUCGAUCCCAACCGUGAUGGACGCGAUCAACAUGAUAGUACAGCUGGCGGACGAGAGAGAUGAGACGGAGGUGGUGAACGCGUCCAUCGCCGCUUACGCGGACUUUGACACGAUUCUGCAGGCGUUCAACGCGACGUCGCUUCUGAUGAGCCGCAUGGUUGAGCAGACCCGCGCCGGUGGUUCCCUCCGCGAUCCCGGGGGACAAGGCGGCAGUUCUUCUGGCAGCGGCGAUGGUCCCGGCGGCACAAGCAGCGGCGCUGGUCCCAGCGGCGCAAGCAGCGGCGCUGUUCCCGGCGGCGCAAGCAGCGGUACUGUUCCCGGCGGCGAAAGCAGCGGCGCUGGUCCCGGCGGCGAAAGCAGCGGCGCUGGUCCCGGCGGCGAAAGCAGCGGCGCUGGUCCCGGCGGAGAAAGCAGCGGCGCUGGUCCCAGCGGCGAAAGCAGCGGCGAUGGUCCUGGCGGCGCAAGCAGCGCCUAG